CUUUCAAUCUUACCCAGGUACCAUACAAACACAGAACAACUUUUAUGAUAGUUAUGUUAUUUUGAUUGCAUUAGGAUCAAAAGAUAUAGCAUUUAUUUAAUUCAAGUUUUAUCUCACCAGUAUUCGUAUUGUAAUUCAUUUGUCAUUGGUAAAAGAUGGCAGAGAGCACUCUUCAAGACAGACUGCGUGAGCAUGCAGAGGCAUUCGAUGGAUUGCUAUCCUUGAUUCCAGCAAAAUACUACUAUGCCGAAGAUACCAGUGAUCAAUGGAAAAAGAAGAAGCAAACUAAGCAACAAGCUGCUGCUGCAAGGCGCGCAAAGCUUGAUCCAGAUUCUGCAAAGACCGCAAAGGAUGUCAUGGAUGAAAGAGCAAAGAAGAGAAAAUUGGAAGAGUCUGAGGAUGUUGAGGAGGGUUCCGAAGUCGAGGGCAUCGAGAAAGAAUUACCAAAACAAGGAUUGAAAAAGGCCAUCGAGAAGCCAGCAAAAAAGCUGAAGACCGAUGCUGAAUCCACAAAGGAUACAUCCAAAUCUGCGACACCAAAAGACUCUACAUCCAAGAAAGGUUUGACACCAGAGGAAGAGGCGGCAAAAUUGGAAAAGAGAAAUCAGAAAGAGGAACAGAAGAAGGCAAAGGCGGCCAAGAAGUCAGCUAAACAAAAGGCAAAGAAGGAGGAAGCUGCCAAACAAGUCGUCGAAUUACCAACCGAAGACACUCCUGCUAGUGAGUCGACUACAAAAGAUGAUGUGGCUGAAGAAGUGACCAAGGACACUGCCACUAACAAGACCCCUACCAAAAAGACAAUCGAGCAUGAAAUUGCGGCCGAUGAGGAACCAGAGCAUGAUCAAGAAAUUGGUCAUUUCGAAGCUGAAGGUCUAGAGGAGCCUGAAUCUACCAAAUCAUCGCCGCCCUCUUCUACUUUCUCCGCAACAAACGAGGACAAUGCCAGUGGAGGUACAUCCACAUCCUCUACUAUCCCUCCUACCGCCCCUCCUAAGCACAUCACCAUUCCAGCCGACUCUGAAGCUCUCCGUUCUAGAUUAGCAGCUCGUAUCGAAGCCCUACGAGCUCAACGUAAAGCAAACAAUCCCGAUGGUACCCCCGUUCGCAAUCGCCAAGAACUCAUGGACCAACGUCGCAGAAAGGAAGAGCAACGCAAAGCCCACAAAAAAGAACUCCGACUCCAAGCCAAAAUUGACGAAGAGGCUAGACGAGAAGCCGCUUUGGUAUCAGCACGAAGUAGUCCAGCAGGAAGCUUGCUCAGCCCUCUAAUUCGCUCACCCGAAAACAAUUUUGCUUUCGGUAGAGUCGCAUUCGCUGAUGGACAAAGUCUCAAUGAAGAUUUAACCGCACUCAAAUCCAUACCAAAAAAGAAGGGACCACAAGAUGCCAAUAGUGCACUUGCCGCCGCAGCCAAGAAACAAUCUCGACUAGAAGCCAUGGAUCCCGAGAAACGUCAAGAGAUCGAAGAGAAAGAACGUUGGCUGAUUGCGAAAAAGCGCGUAAACGGUGAGAAAGUUCGAGACGAUAGUUCGCUACUAAAGAAAACUCUCAAGAGAAAGGAGGCCGCUAAGAAGAAGAGUGAAAAGGAAUGGGGCGAUAGGAUGGAUGGUGUCAAAAAGGCAACUCAUAUGAAACAAAAGAAGAGAGAGGAGAAUCUCAAGGCUAGGAGGGAUGGAAAGGGUGGAAAGGGAAAGAAGGGUGGAAAGGGUGGAAAGCCAGCUGGUGGUGCAAAGAAGAAGAGUAGGCCGGGUUUUGAGGGUAGUUUUGGUGGUGGAGGAAAGAAGAAAUAGAGGCUGUUGUGAAAUGAUGUUCUGUUAGGGAUUUGAUUAGGUGUUUAGGAGUGAGGAUAGGAAAAUCAUAAUAGAGGAUGUGGUGGUUGGUAGGUAGGAUAGGAAAGGAAAGGAAAGUGAUAGUGUCAUGUCUAUGGAGUAGACUGACCGGGAGAAUCAUUCUCAUCCAGCAAAAUCGAUGCAUGGAUGAUGACAUUGUGGUUACUACAUUGGUCAUUAGAGAAAUCUUCUACAAUACCAUCUACAAUAAAUGUUUCCGUACAAGAUAAUUUAUGUGAACAACUGAAUCAUUAUUGAAAUAUCUCGAAACUAGAAUAUACAAACCACUGCU
This is a messenger RNA of Botrytis byssoidea, 2121 nucleotides long. RefSeq lists its product as uncharacterized. Gene Ontology annotation, biological process: ribosomal small subunit biogenesis; ribosomal large subunit biogenesis. Gene Ontology annotation, cellular component: nucleolus. Bases 156 to 1790 code for a protein of 544 amino acids. Gene Ontology annotation, molecular function: DNA binding; RNA binding. The record is from RefSeq and is a predicted model, not a curated record. The transcript is spliced from 3 exons. NCBI's taxonomy places the organism in Eukaryota, Fungi, Ascomycota, Leotiomycetes, Helotiales, Sclerotiniaceae.